Hydra vulgaris (swiftwater hydra) is the source of this 2189-nucleotide messenger RNA. Lineage: Eukaryota; Metazoa; Cnidaria; Hydrozoa; Anthoathecata; Hydridae. The record is from RefSeq and is a predicted model, not a curated record.
GUCCGUCUCUCUUCAUUCUCCUCUACUUUUAUGUUUUGUAAUAAUAAUAAACGAAACUUGAUAUUUUUAGUUAUAAUAACAAAUCGAUAUUCUCAUAGAAAAACAAAAACAGAAAAAUAUUCGCAAAGCAGAAGUAAUAAACAACAAAAAGAUUCUUUAGCGCUAAAAAUGAUAAAGAUAUCAUUAAUCCAAAUUAUUUUAACGGUAGAGGUCGUUCUAACUGAUUUCAACAUCACUGUUUUGCACACAAAUGAUGUACACUCUAGAAUUGAAGAACUUAAUGCUUUUGGUGGGAGAUGUGAGGAUGAAAACAUUACUUUAAAAAAAUGUUUUGGUGGUGUAGCGAGGAGACACACGAUGAUAAAAACAAUCAGAAAAAACUCAAUCAAUACAAUUUUACUUGAUGGUGGAGAUCAAUUUCAAGGAACAUCAUGGUUUGGAAUAUACAAAGGUAUUGAAGCUGCAACUUUUAUGAAUCACGAUAACUACGAUGCAAUGACACUUGGUAAUCAUGAAUUUGAUAAUGGCGUUGAAGGGAUAAUUCCUUUUAUUAUCAAUGUAACAUUCCCCAUUCUUUCUGCAAAUAUGGAUGUUAGUAAUGUUACUGAUUGGCCAAAGAACUCCACAUUUGCAAAGUCUAAAGUGUUUCAAAGAAAUGGUGUAAAAAUUGGCGUUAUUGGAUACAUUACUCCUGACACAAAAUGGUUGUCCAGGCCUGGUCCAAACAUCACUUUUUAUAAUGUAAUAGAAUCUGUGCGCAAAGAAGCACAUCAUUUAGAAUCAAAAGGUGUUAAAAUUAUCAUAGCCUUGGGUCAUGCUGGUUUUGAAACAGAUAUAUCGGUUGCAAGAGAAGUAAAAGAACUAGAUGUUGUUGUUGGUGGACAUACAAAUACUUUUUUAUAUACAGGUAAACCACCAUCAAUUGAUCCUGCUGAUGGUCCUUAUCCAUAUGUUUUUAACAGGUCAGAUGGAUCAAAGGUUUUGAUAGUACAAGCAUUUACAUUUGGAAAGUACCUCGGAAAGCUUGAUGUAGUUUUUAAUGAUAAUGGAGUAGCUACAACGUGGUCAGGUAACCCAAUACUCCUUGAUCAUUCUGUGGCUGAAGAUCCCUUGGUUAAAGAAAUGGUUGAAAAAAUGAAAAAGGGAAUGAAAGAUAGACUAAUACCUAUUGGAACAACAUUAGUUUAUUUAAAUGGAGUAAAACCAUUGUGCAGAAUUCAGGACUGCAAUUUGGGAAAUUUGGUAGCUGAUGCUGUUAUGAAAUUAAACACAAGUAGUAAUGGCAUAUCUUUUGAGACACCUGAUGCCUCUAUAUGGAAUGCUGGUGGCUUGAGGUCAUCUAUAUCAAAAAAAAGAAAUGAAACGAUCACUUUAGAAGAUAUUUACACAGUUCUUCCGUUUGGUAACACAGCACAGAUUGCCCUCAUAACUGGAAAUGUUUUAAAAAAAGUUUUUGAAUGGUCUGUUUCUGGUUUAAAUGAGCAUGCUGGAAGAUAUUUGCAAGUAUCUGAGUUAAAAGAUGAUUUAUUGGAGUGGAGCAAUUGAACAACAUUAGCUAGAUUGUGAUUCAUAUUUUUGUUAAGUUUUUUAAGUAAUUUGUUAAUUAGGAGUAAGUUAGUGUCAUCCGCAAAGUGAUAAGCAGUAGAAAAUUUAAGAGAAACAUUUAAAUCAUUGAUAAAAAUAAGAAAAAGUAAUGGACUUAAAACAGAGCCUUGCGGAACACCAUUAAAAGGUUUAGCUAGUCCUGAGUUGAUACCAUUAAUCGAAACAAAUGUUCUAUUACAAAGUAUUCUAUUACAAAGAUAAGAGGAAAACCAGAGAAAAGGAAUACCUCUUAUACCGUAGUAUUUCAGCUUUUCUAGCAGGAUUGUGUGCUCAACUGUAUUAAAUGCUUUUCUUAUGUCAGUAAAUACUCCACACGCAAAGUAUUUAUUAUCGAUGGCUUGUCUAAUUUUCUCUGUAAUUUCUAUUAACGAAUGAGUUGUUGAGUGUUUGUUGCGAAAACCGUACUGGUGUUUGUAAAUAAAUUUAUGUUUUUCCAAAAAAUGCAAUCAAAGCAUGCAUCAAAGUCUUAUUCGCUUACUGUAUCUAUCCCUGCAUGCUCUAAAAACUUUUAUUCAUCUAGUUUUUUUCCCCGCACUUUGAGCCUUUGGAAUUCUCUCCCGUUUUCAUGUUUUCCUGACUAAUAC